Huiozyma naganishii CBS 8797 is the source of this 2745-nucleotide messenger RNA. RefSeq names its product ubiquitin-ubiquitin ligase HUL5 (gene HUL5). The record is from RefSeq and is a predicted model, not a curated record. Gene Ontology annotation, biological process: protein polyubiquitination; ubiquitin-dependent protein catabolic process. Gene Ontology annotation, molecular function: ubiquitin protein ligase activity. Bases 1 to 2745 code for a protein of 914 amino acids. NCBI's taxonomy places the organism in Eukaryota, Fungi, Ascomycota, Saccharomycetes, Saccharomycetales, Saccharomycetaceae. The transcript has a single exon.
AUGCUGAAUUUUAGUGGACAGACGAGGAGGCGUGUGAUAAAUUUGGGGACGAAGAAUGGUGGUCGCGGCACGAAGAGGGAUAUCCUGGAGCGGGCAGAUCAGGAGAGGAAGAGAAGGGCGGAGGAGCGGCAGCGGGAAUCUGCUGUGCUGACUUUGCAGCGGAAUAUAAGAAAAUACAGGGACUUGCGACGGUUUGGGUCAGUGACUUUCCCGCAGUUGACGGUAAGGCAGCGGGCGGGCACUUUACUCGUUUUGAGGGACCGGUUGUUCCACUUCCACAAGUUCGAUGAAGCAGAGUUCCAUGAGUUACUCAGGGAUUCCCGAGAGAGUAUCUCGCAAUUGGACUGCAAUCUGGGGAACGUUUUGGUUCUGAGGCUGCUCGGAUACUACGAGGACGACCAAUUUUUGGUCGAUACAUUACCCUUGACGAAUGUGGCCGUGAUGCAAUUUGAUGCGUACGCGUUCGUGAUGUCCGGGAUAGUUGCCUUACUGAUGAGACUGGGACCACAGUCUCUGCACCAAGCGUCCGCAGAUGCAGUGUGUAGUCUGCUAUCCGUAAUAAAACCCAUGGACGACAGCUGGUUGGCAGAUUUCUUUGAUUCCUUCCCGACUGACCAUCCUUUAUGUCAGGGGGUUGUGCAGUAUGGUUUGUUCCCGAAAGAGUUUGUCCCUGGGGGGAACACUCUUGAGAAUUUGUGCUACAUUGCGUUCAACGUGCAAGAGGUCAACAAAGAUCUGAUCGUGUCGUAUAUUCUCGAUGUCCUGCUGUCGUGCGAUCCUGAUACGUUCCAAUUGACUGGCGAGUACUCUUCCAAAAUGUUUGAAACCGGGUUUAUAGAAACUGUGUUGCAGUUUAUCCGCAUGCCAUUUGAGAAAAAGGUCUACAAACCGGUUCUCGUUAUGGAUAAGAUACUGGCGCUUGUUCUGAACCAAGACAAGAAGAACAAAAUUCUCAUGAUUCUCUUGGUCAGUAGAGAUUUCAACACAAUCCUGUACGAGUCUUUGAAGGAGCUUGCACUCCCACAGAACGACUCGUUGGUGUACUCGCAGAGGGUCUCCCCUGAAUUCCGUUUGGCGCGAGAUCUGGUUCAAAUGUAUCUACAAUUCGCGACAGACGCAGAUCUGCUCGGCCAUACAAAGGUUUCAUACAUCCCGCUGGACUUGGUCUUGGUUCUGACAGACCUAUUGAAGAGAAUGAUUUUCUCGUUAAUGUGGAGGGAGACCGCCGGGAAGAAUGUUGAUCCAUUGGAGGGGAUCGAGAAGGAAACGUCGCUCUUGACACAACUGUACCUGAGGGACUCUCGGGCCCAUAUACUAUCCGGGAGUGACAGUAAUUUCUGGUGUUGCACCGACGAGCAGUUCCUACAAGUUAAUCUGUACUCGAUCCUGACGCAAUACGAGGAGCAGUUUUUGGACAUGGACCCGAUGUUAAACGUGUAUGAGAAAAGAGACAAAGUGUUGAAUGCAUUACUUAGUGAGAAACUUCGUGGGAACGUCUCCAGACAGUACCGUAAACUGGCAAUACUGAUUAAAACGCCAUUCUUCAUCCCCUUCGAUCAGCGUGUGGACUACUUCUACUUCCUGAUAGAGACUGACCGAAAUGAGAUGGGGUAUGGGAUGGACAAUCCCUUAAUGGGUUGGCUGGGUGCCCCUACGAUCAAUGGCGGGCGGCGCUCCGCUACGAUCUCCAGGGAGCAUGUACUGGAAGACGCCAUGAACUCUUUCAGUCGCGGGUCUGACCUGAAAUCGAAACUCUCUGUCACUUUUGUCAACCAGUUUGGUGUUGAGGAGGGGAUCGACGGCGGUGGGGUCACGAAGGAGUUUUUGACCUCCGUUAUCGAGGAAGGGUUCAAAGAUGAGGAUGACAAGUACAGGCUCUUCACGACGAACGACCAGCACGAGCUGUACCCUGUACCCACGUACGACCAUGAACGCCUGCGCGCGGUAGAAUUCCUGGGCCGGAUCGUCGGGAAGUGUCUAUAUGACCAUAUCCUCGUUGACCUGACGUUUGCGGAUUUCUUUCUAAAGUGUCUACUGACAGGGUCGGAGCAUUUCUCGAUCGACGACCUUAAGAGCCUGGACUCCUCGCUGCACUCAAGUCUUGUGAAGUUGCUGAACAUGCCCGGCCCGGAGAUUGACCGGCUCGAGCUGUGCUUUGAGGCAACGGACAUGUUUGACCCGCACUUGACGAGGGACCUCGUCCCGAACGGUUCUCGGGUGCCCGUGACGCGCGGGAACGUUCUCGAGUACGUGUGGCGGCUGACGCAGUACAAAUUACGGUCGAUCGCGAAACCUGCAACGAUGCGGUUCCGCGAGGGUCUCGCUGGUUUGAUCCCGCACCACUGGUUCGCGAUGUUCAACACGGUCGAUCUCGAGAUGCUGAUCUCCGGAGGGCGCAGGCAGAUCGACCUCGAGGACCUGCAGCGGAACACCGAGUACGGCGGGUACGAGGCAGCAGACGAGACCGUGAGGGACUUCUGGGCCGUCUUGGGCGAGUUCGACGAGCCAGAACGCCGCAAGUUCCUCAAGUUUGUCACCUCGGUCCCGCAGGCGCCGCUGAAGGGGUUUUCCGCGCUGGAGCCCAAAUUCGGGAUCCGCAACUCGGGGCAGGAGGACCGCGACAGACUACCUACGGCGUCGACGUGCGUGAACCUGCUGAAGCUCCCGGACUACCGCGACAGACGGCACCUCAAGCAGAAACUGCUUUACUCGAUCAACUCCGGCGCCAGGUUCGACCUCUCGUGA